GGGCCACAGCCAGAGGCCCAGGGUUCCUGGUGGCCCCUCCUUCAGCCCCUCCACCUCAGCUCUGAAAUGGCCCUCAGAAGGGAAGGGGAACAGGCAAGGAAGGGAAGAGCUGAUCUUUCCAAAAAGAUCCCGGGGCAGAGUCCAGGGCGGCUCAAGUCUCCUCACACGCCUGCUGAACCCUGAGCGCCCUGAGCCGGGAUGGGGCAGGCGGAGGCUGCCGCCAUGAUCCCAGGCCUGGUCCUGCUCUGGACAGCAGUGCUGGGGGGUGCCUCCCCCAGCCCCCCACGCCUUCGGCUCUCCUUCCAAGAGCUCCAGGCACGGCAUGGUCUCCGGACCUUCAGGCUGGCAAAGACCUGCUGUUAUGAAGCUUUGCUAGUGGAUGAGGAGCGUGGACGCCUGUUUGUGGGUGCUGAGAACCACGUGGCCUCCCUCAGCCUGGACAACAUCAGCAAGCGGGCCAAGAAGCUGGCCUGGCCGGCCCCUGUGGAAUGGCGAGAGGAGUGCAACUGGGCGGGAAAGGACAUUGGUACUGAGUGCAUGAACUUCGUGAAGGUGCUGCAUGCCUACAACCGCACCCACCUGCUGGCCUGUGGCACAGGGGCCUUCCACCCAACCUGUGCAUUUGUGGAGGUGGGCCACCGGCUAGAGGAGCCCGUGCUCCGGCUGGACCUUCAAAAGCUAGAGGAUGGCAAGGGCAAGAGUCCUUAUGACCCCAGGCAUCAAGCAGCCUCCGUGCUGGUGGGGGAAGAGCUAUACUCGGGGGUGGCUGCAGACCUCAUGGGCCGGGACUUCACCAUCUUCCGCAGCCUGGGCCCGCGUCCGAGUCUCCGAACAGAACCACAUGAUUCCCGCUGGCUCAACGAGCCCAAGUUCGUCAAGGUCUUUUGGAUUCCUGAGAGUGAGAACCCAGAUGAUGACAAGAUCUACUUCUUCUUCCGUGAGUUGGCAGUGGAGGCUGCCCCGGCACUGGGACGCCUGUCCGUGUCCCGUGUUGGCCAGAUCUGCCGGAAUGAUGUGGGUGGGCAGCGCAGCCUGGUCAACAAGUGGACCACUUUCCUGAAGGCGCGGCUGGUGUGCUCCGUGCCAGGCGUGGCGGGCGACACGCACUUCGACCAGCUCCAGGAUGUGUUCCUGCUGUCCUCCAGGGACCGCUGGACCCCACUGCUCUACGCUAUCUUCUCCACUUCCAGUGGCAUCUUCCAGGGCUCCGCAGUGUGCGUGUACAGCAUGAAUGAUGUGCGCCGGGCCUUCCUUGGACCCUUUGCACACAAGGAGGGGCCCAUGCACCAGUGGGUGUCCUACCAGGGUCGUGUCCCCUACCCCCGGCCGGGCAUGUGUCCCAGCAAGACCUUUGGCACCUUCAGUUCCACCAAGGAUUUUCCUGAUGAUGUCAUCCAGUUUGCCCGGAACCACCCCCUCAUGUACAAUUCAGUUCUGCCUGUGGGGGGGCACCCUCUCUUCCUACAAGUGGGUGCCGGGUACACCUUCACCCAGAUCACUGCAGACCGCGUAGCAGCAGCUGACGGACACUACGACGUCCUCUUCAUUGGCACAGAUGCUGGCACCGUGCUGAAGGUGAUCUCCGUCCCCAAGAGCAGCCGGCCUAAUGCUGAGGGGCUGCUCCUGGAGGAGCUGCAGGUGUUUGAGGACUCUGCUGCUGUCACCAGCAUGCAAAUCUCUUCCAAGAGGCACCAGCUGUACGUAGCCUCACGGAGCGCAGUGGCCCAGAUCCCGUUGCAACGCUGCGCUGCCCACGGCCGCGCCUGCGCCGAAUGUUGCCUGGCGCGUGACCCCUACUGCGCUUGGGACGGGGCCGCGUGCACACGCUUCCAGCCCAGUGGCAAGAGGCGAUUCCGGAGGCAAGACAUAAAGAACGGCGACCCCAGAACGCUGUGCUCUGGGGACUCGUCACAUCCCGCAUUGCUGGAGCGGAAGGUGUUAGGUGUGGAGGGCGGCAGCGCCUUCCUGGAGUGUGAGCCUCGCUCGCUGCAGGCGCAUGUGGAGUGGACCUUCCAUCGCGCAGGGGAGACGGCCGGCGUCCCGGUGCCGGCGGAGGAGCGCACCGAGCGCACUACGCGGGGGCUGCUGUUGCGCGGCCUGCGACGCGGGGACUCAGGCGCGUACCUGUGUACAGCAGUGGAGCAGGGCUUUUCGCAGCCGCUGCGUCGCCUGGUGCUGCACGUACUGAGUGCUGCGCAGGCAGAAAGGCUGGCCCGGACCGAGGAGGCUGCGCCCGUAGUGCCCCCGGGCCCCAAGCUCUGGUACCGGGACUUCCUACAGCUGGUGGAGCCGGGUGGCGGUGGCGCAAGCUCCCUGCGAAUGUGUCGACCGCAGCCCGCCCCGCGCGCACAGCUUCCUGAGUCGCAGAGAAAGGGUCGCAACCGGCGGACACACGCCCCAGAGCCGCGCGCUGAGCGGGGGCCACGUAGCGCAGCGCACUGGUGACUCGGCAGUCCCCACGCCGGGGACUGGGGAGAUGAGACGACUGGCGGGAGAGGGGCGGACAGACCCUGGGAAAAGACAGCUAGGGAGCGGGCACACAGCGGCCCCCGGCCAACCGAGACACCGCCGGCCAGGCUCGGGCCGUGGGGCAGACGCGCCAGCUUAUUUAUUAACAGUGGAUAACCCUUGAAUGUAGCCCGGGGAGGGGCAGCUCAGGCCGGGCACAGGGUCCGGCUGGUCGGGAGAAGGCAAAGAAUCAGGGCUCCAGAGCAACGACCUGGACGGGAGAGGUGCCAGGAGUCCCCACCCUGGGAGAAGGACCGCCUCCUCGGGCAAUGAGCAGAAAGCUGUGAACGGGCUGGGCUGGGGGGGCGGGGGGGCAGGCCGACUGUACUAAUGCAAUAAACUCAUUAUCAGCUGAAGCUGGAACGGCCCCGGCGGACAGCC
Messenger RNA from Rhinolophus ferrumequinum (greater horseshoe bat), 2889 nucleotides. It is a transcript of the gene SEMA3B, whose product is annotated as semaphorin 3B. Gene Ontology annotation, molecular function: semaphorin receptor binding; chemorepellent activity. The transcript is spliced from 18 exons. The coding region runs from base 199 to 2445 and encodes 748 amino acids. Gene Ontology annotation, biological process: axon guidance; semaphorin-plexin signaling pathway; positive regulation of cell migration. Lineage: Eukaryota; Metazoa; Chordata; Mammalia; Chiroptera; Rhinolophidae. The record is from RefSeq and is a predicted model, not a curated record.